AUGACCAAGUUUACUAAAGUUGUUACUCGUAUUUCUAUUUCUUUCGCAUUAUUUAUAGUAUUUGACGGUGGGGUAAUCAAUGUACAAGAUCAAUCGGACAUUUCUCAGUUACGCGGCUGCACCUCUUUCACGGGAACAAUAUCCAUAAUAGGAACUAAACUUAUAAGCCUCUCGAUUCCCAAGAUACAAGCACUUCAAGGAACAUUCACCGUACAAUACAAUCAAUAUCUCACCAGUUUCUCAUUACCAGACUUGAAAUCAGCCAGCAACUUAAUUUUCACGCAAAAUAAAGUUUUAUCAGCAAUCAAUGUGCCAAGAUUAAAAGCUGUUACCACGUUCAAUAUCAAUUCUGCACCGAGAUUGAGAGCGUUGUCUUUCCCAGUUGGAUUGAAUUCUAUCGAGAAUUUCGAGAUUGCGGAUACUGCGAUUGAACUAGUGAAGGGUGUUGUUGCGUCGCGUGUAAGUAGUUUAGGGUUGCUGCGAAAUGUGAAUAUGAGGAGUUUGGCGUUGCCGGAUCUUUUGUCUGCCGAGUCAUUGGAAAUUAUUGGAAAUGGUAGAGGGAAUUUUCAGUUUGAGGCAAUUAGUUUAAGUUUAUUGGGACAAGGAAACUUCAAAAACCUCGUGUCAACAUAUUUUCCCUCACUCGACAAAGUAACUUCAAGUCUAACAUAUAUGGAAAACUCAUUCACCUCUCUCUCCCUACCCAAAUUAUCUGAAAUCGGCGGCACUCUCACGAUAUCUUCAAAUCCUCGACUCGAAACAGUGUCGCUUCCUGAAUUAUCUCAUAUUGACGAAGAUCUAAUUAUAGAAAAUAACCAAAAUUUGGUCAAAAUUGACGGCUUUGAUAAACUCUAUCAAAUUGACGGGAAGGCAGAAAUAUCGGGUGACAUCUCAACUGCACUAUUUCCUUCUUUGGAGGUCGUCGGUCGUGGCGCGAAUGUCGAGUCUAGUUCUUCGAGCGUUGGAUGUAACGGAUUCGAUAAUCUACGUGUUGGAGACGUUAAAGUAAAUAAAAUUGACUGUUCAUUAGACGCUGAUAAAAAGGAUUACUCAGACGUGCAAGAAACUAUAACCAAGUCUGACGAUCACCACUCAAAACCUGCGAAUAGUAGCAUAAUAUUCGACACACAAGAACCCGCUACCGACCAAAAACAAGAACACACAAACACGAACAGUGAAGUCAAACAACAACAAAAUAUUUAUAUCGCAAAUAUGAAUGGAGCAGACAAAAUUAAUCUGUUUGGACAAGUGAAAGGACAUAAAUUGCUGUCACCAAUUUGGGCAUUCGAAGAAUUCCAUAUGCUUAUGGAAUCAGAGGACAACUAG
This is a messenger RNA of Ambispora gerdemannii, 1326 nucleotides long. NCBI's taxonomy places the organism in Eukaryota, Fungi, Glomeromycota, Glomeromycetes, Archaeosporales, Ambisporaceae. The record is from the annotation of a GenBank genome assembly.